AAUUUCAAUUCAGUUCGCGCUCAACUCACAGACACGAUGGUCAUGCAAACGCGUUAACCAAAUAAAAAAAAAUAUAUUUUAAAUAAUAAACACCCUUAACUAUGCACUAAACCACGUACUAAACUAAACACAAACGAACUGUAAAUAAUUGUGUAAAUAAGCAAAAAAAAAAAAACAUAAACAAACAUCAAAGGGAAAUACUCGUAGAAAGACCGCUCAAGUUCCCAUACAUUGAGCUGGCCAAUUGUGUUUGAAAAUAUUUGUUUGAUCGAUUUUGUGUGUGAACACCUUGUGAAGGCAUUCGUAAGACCUAUUGCCAUAGCGAGCAAAGUGUGUUAAGCAGGGAAACACCCUCUCAAAAGUUUAUAUAUCUACCACUAUAUCAACAACCCCCUUCGAUCGGGUUAACCUACCACAAAGUUCAAUAUAUACACCACUUCCUUUCUAAGUUUGUGUUUACGUGCUGCUGACUAAUUGCCUUUUAUAUAGCCCGACUAUAUAAAACUGUACAAUAAGACACGGCCAACUCUUUUAAGUUCAACGCCUGAGUUAAAGCUGCAGAAUUGCUUCGCUCUCCAGUGAAGUUCUAGAUUUUCGCGGCGAAAACGUUUUUCAAUUAAUUUCCAUUAAAGUGAGAAAGUCUCGAGAACGGCUUCUUUUUCGGUUUCUAAUUGAAGACAAUUGCUUGCACCAGACCCAUAAAAAGUGAACUGCAUUCCAAGUAGAGCAAAACAGUAACCACUUCAUCAUCUCAACAUCGUCAGAUGCUGCAUAAUUAGCAUUCGUUUGUGUGUGUGUGUGUUUGGAGCGACGAGAAAAACGGAAAAUGUAUCUCAUACAGACUGUUCAAACCACUUGGCGGCCUCAGUUGCCGCUGCCCCGGGAGCUUCAGCUGACCAAUGACCGGAACAGCGCCGACGACCACGAUUCGAAGGUGAUCACGACCACCACUACCACAGCGGACAUCCAUCAUCACAAUCAGGAGGACGAGGAGGAGGAGGAUAUGGAUAGGCUAAGGGGCAAUCACAGCAUAGGAGGAUCCUCGCAACAACUUUCCGGCAAACAGAAAUGGUCUUUCGGCAGGCUCUUCCGCAAGAAGAAGGAGGCUGAAAGUGCCUCCUCCAGCGAGGAGGAUCGCAAAGCUGGUUUUGUGCCCGCCCAGCGUCAGUCGGCCAGCAAGCCAAAGGGUAAACAUGGCAAAGGAUCGCGAGGUAGCAGCAAGUUCGAUCACAUCGUGGUGAGUCCGCGGCAAGAGCAGCCUCCACCACAUCCUCCGCAACCGCAGCUCGACAACGAGUUCUUCCUGCCCUUGGAGACCAUUCAACCGGAACCCUACUACCAAAAUCAACCUGGCUAUUACCAGCGCUCCAGCAACUCCCUGGACAGGAGAUUACUCCUGCAGCAACCUCCUGGUGCUCAGGGAAAUGGUUACCAGCAGCAUAAAUCCCGCUCGGCGCAACGAGGCCCAAAGCCACCAGGAGCUCACUCCAGCGAAGAGGAACUGAUCUCGUUGAACUCCUCCACGUUUUCCAAGUACCGCAGCGACGAGAGCAUCCAUUUAGGUUCCGCGGCUGGGCAAAGUCGACGCAGUCGAGCAGCUCGCAAUGAGAGGUACUACAAGAGAUUGUCCCGAGAUGGCGAGCCAAGUCAUGGCGGAGUACCAGUUGUUAACCAGCAGCAGCGGUACAAAACCCAGCCACUGCCUUUGUCCAUCUACCAACCAACGAAUGCCUCCAGUGGCUAUGUGCAGUGGCAACCGCAGCCACAGAAGAACCUUCAGAAUGCGAUGCAGAGCGAUGGAAAGCGAAGCAUCAGCUACGACAGUCACAUCCAUCUGCAGAAUAUGAAUGGGAGGAUGCAGAGUAAGCCAUUGCCACCACCACCGCCACCCAGGGAUCCUCUGAGGAGGGUGCAUGUCGGUGGCUCCGGGCAGAUUGGUUCCAGUUCGGGAGACCUGCGACCCGUGUCCUACGCCUUCGACCACAACAGUCGUUGCGCCUCUGAUGAUCGUAUUUGGCAGCCACCUCACUACCAGUCGGUGCACUCGCUCAACUCCCAGCCCAGCUCCUCGAUAGUCAGUGCUCCUGUGAGUCAGCAGCAGCCGCAUCACAGGAGAUUCAUAACGCGCUCUGAGAGGAAUGCGAAUCCUGGCAAGCAAUCCCUGCCCAAUGGCAUUGAUUUCCACUAUGUGGCAGAUGCAACACCACGCUCCAGGAAGCCCAUACACAUGAUGGAACCAGGCAGGGUGGACAAUACGGGAGUUCCAGCAUCCAGUGGAAUAUUGCGAACCUCUAAGAGUGGUCUUCCAACGCCGAAUCCCGCUCCCCAGCAGCCUUUGACCAAACCGCGAUCUUUCUCCAGCUCGCGACUGAGUGAACUGAGGACUUACCCCAUGCCCAUGUACUCCGAGGUGCAGAAACCAAAAAGGAAUCCGCCACCGACUAAUCCUUCGCCCAAUCAGGAUAACAUUGUUUGCGGAAGUCUCCACAUUAAACCCACCCAAGAACGGGGUAACCAAAACUUUGUAGAGAUCCGCCACCGGGAUGUUCAGAAGACCAACUCGAUGCCGCAUCAUUAUCAGAACAGGCGAUCUGGCGAGGAUUUGCCCAACAAGUACGAGGAGUAUGUGGCAGAGAAGAGGGAGCAGCAUCAACAAGCACCUCCACCAGUUUAUCCGGAGCGUAAAAUGAGCACGCCAGCUGUGGCGCCACCGCCACCUGUCUACUUCCCCCGCAAAAAGCCUGCGAAUUUGGAGGAGGCCAUCAACGAACUGGAGGCCAUUUACAAAUCCCUGGGCCUAACAGAACCAGCUGAAUUCAAGCCGGAACCCAAGCUGGAUAUGGUCUCCAAGAUGCGAGUUCCCACGCCCAGUGACUUUGAGAAGUUCGCCUUGGCGCAUGCUGAUGACUACGAGGAUGAAGAUUCGCCAACCGGAGAACCUGAUCCAGUCAGAGAUGACGUGGCCUUCAGGAACCUACAGUUGGCCAAUCUCCAACAUCGUUCCUCGGAGAAGCAGCCACCAUUUGGCAUCCCAGUGGGACCCAUAGUGCCUGCUCCGCAGUCCGAUUAUCUUCAUGUGGAGCCAGUGAGGGUGAAGAAGAAGACUGGCUCUCCUGACAUCAUUAAAGAUGAUCUGGCUGUGCGUUCCUUGAGAAAAGAUCCACCUGGUCCCAAAUCCAGCUUCGUCUAUCCCAUGCAGAAGAAGCAGAGGGCCAUAAGAACCCAAUCAGCGAACAUCUACAACCUGAUCCAGAGAGAUGCGGCGAAACCUUCUGGCGGGGAUCUCAAUAGCUACAUUGAGCUGUCCCGCAACCUGGAGAGAGCUGGCAGCAUGUCCAAUCUGCAGGGUGACGGUGGCAGUGAUACCAAAGAUGUGCCCGCCACACUGGAUCUCCUCCGUAAGCUGAAAGCCCAGGAUGAGGAGCUGGAUUUGGCUAGGAAGCAUCAUCCCAUCCCCUUCAGGCAUCCAAGCCAGGGAGGAGCUAUUUCCCAACUACCAGAGCGACUGACCAAAGAGGAUGCACCCAGAACAGCGCCUGUGCCUGCUCCGCGAAAGAGCUUGUCCCCGGAGCCCAUGAUGGAUGAUGCUCUCAACAAGAUUGCCCAGGAUGCGCAGGCCAGCAGCAUUAAACUGAGUCAGGAACUCCAUGAACUCCGCAAGGAGGCUUUGAUCACAGCUGCCAGGCCCAAGUUGAAUGCAGAACAACAGAGAUUGGAGGAUGAACUGCAGCAGAUUGAAGCUGUCUCCGAGGCAGCCAAGCGAUGUGGCCAAAUGCUGCUGGAAACUCUGCCAGAUGCCGGACAAGAGGAUCAGGAGGCUCAGGAUAAGCCUCUAAGGAAGCUACACAAAGAGGGCAAACUUAUCCGGGCUAUCGACGAGGUCUCUGAGGCGGCAAAUGCAGUCUGCGAGAAGAUCCUCAAAGACAUAGUGACCACGGAGCCACCGGUGGUUGUACAAGAAGCUCUGCAGGUCAAGCAGACCACAAUGACAGGAGCCGGAGGCGAGCAACUGGUGAUGCCGCACCUCAUCAAGAAACUGGAUCCCAUACAAUCCGACAAGAUCGAGCACAUAGCCAGGCGUUGCAUGAGGCAGCUCAGCGAACUGGCCAACAAUCCGGAUUAUGACAACCUGGCCAACUGUAAUAUGAGCAACAGCACCACCAAUGCAACGGGCGGUGCAGCCGCUGAUGCCACUCUCGUUUGUCCCGUUCCAGAGAAUCACGCGAAGAGCCAGACGCUCGAGGAGAUUGACAAGAUCAUGCAGGAGUGCGAGCGUCAGGCGAAGAGCAGCAGCUCAACCAACACCACCACCGAUGACCAGCGUACCACAGCCCCCAGUCUGACGAGUGGGAGUGGCAGCGGCAGCGGGAGCUUCCCACCCAAUGUGAGCACCACCGCCAGUUCGUUCAGUUCGAGCAGCGACUGUUUGGCCAAGUCGUCGAGUCCAUCGCGCGCCAGCCGUCCGCUCUCCUCGAGCAUCACCUCCUUCAAUCCGUACUCCUCCAGCGACUACAUCAAGUCGCAGAGCAGCGAUUGCCAUGCACCCAGCACCGAUCCGAUCAAGACCUUUAGCACCACCUCGUACGAGGGGCAGUCCACACCGCAGAGCACUACCAUUAGCACCAACACGAUGAGCACGAGUCAGAGCAAUACGAUCAGUAGCACCACUAAUCCGAGUACGGAGUCCAAGCCAACCGAUUCCUCGGGCUCGCCACCACCGCUUCAGUUGACCCCAGUGGGUGAGCGGAGGGGCAGGAACCGGGAGAGAGGAGCCUCCUGCUCCUCCACAUCCUCACCAUCGCAGUACAACUCCAGCGAGGAGCUGGCCGCCAUUUUUGGCAUCGAGGAGCAACCGAAACAGCAGCAUCGCAGCCGGCUGACGCAUAAUGCCACAGAAACCAUUGCGGCCUCAAGUGACUUAUCCACAGCAUCUGCCACUGCCAAAACUAGCUGCCAGCCACCUGAGCCACAGAAACCGAAGCAACCGAAAGAGCAGACCAACAACUCGGAGGAUUCCAGUUCGCAGAAGAGUCUCCCAGCCCAGUCGUAUCGUGGCCAGCAUCCUCACUUCUAUCACCACACCACACCCGCUUACUACACGGAUCUUCAGCUCAGGAUCCACACGCCGAAUGCAUCGGAUGUCGGAGCCCUGAAUGAGAACUAUCGGAGUGUGUAUAGUACACCCAGUACACAGCUGGUGGAGCAGCGUUCGUUUCCGAAGAGCACCACAGCUACGAAGGAUCCACCUCUGCCCAUAAGUAAUCCGGCCAGGGGAACGUUUUUUCGUGGCGACUCUGCGUCCAGCGACAGCCACACAAGACUCCGCCGGAGCCAACAGCGAACCGGCAGCGAGGGACGCUUCUUCAGAUACUCUCAGGGAUCUGCGAGCCCUACCAAAGGUGAACCAUCCGGCCACGAAGGUGGUGAGCCACCCGUUGUCGCCAGUCACUCCCCCAUCACAUCCACCAGCACCACCACCAUCAGUAGUUGUAACCCCGUAGAGCAGGCUAGUCCAACACCCGUAGUUAAUCCCAACGUUUCCGGAUCCGGAUCUGUAUCCGGUCGUACCAGUCGACACAAGCAGCGCUUCCACAGUCGCUCCCGGCGAGCGGUACGCGUGCGCAGUGAGUCGCGUCCAAUUAGCGCCCUCUACGACAUAAUAUGCAAGGAGAAGAACCUGGACAACAGGAGCAGCAGCAGCAGCAGCAGCAACGAGCAGGAGAAGGGUCUGGAUCAGGAUCGGGAGCAGCCUAAGCCAACAACCGACAAGCUGGCGACCUUUUGGCCCCUGCAGCAUCACUACCUCAAUCCCCCGAUGAGCAGCAACUCGGGCGGCACUGGCAGCAAUCCCAAGCAGCAGCAGCAGCAAUCGCAGCAACACCUUGUGGCUGAAGCAACUGCAAGCAAGGAGUUGCCGGCGGGCAGCAGCAGCAGCAGCGAUGACGAUGGAUCGCUGCGGGCCCUGCACUCUAGUCGCAAGAUCACCAAUCUGAGUGCCAAGGCCACGUCGCUGCCCCCCGAAGAAGGAAUCCCGGAAGACGUAGCCCGGCGGUCCUCCUCCAAGCGACUGAAUCUGCGAUUAGCCAAGAGCCUGGAACCCUCAACCCGUACUAUUCCUAGAUCGGCUUCCCAUGAUGUCAAAAACUAUGAUGCUGGGGAACCAGUGAACACGGAACGAUUAUUUGUGGAACCCCCCAAGAUAUCAUUGUCAGCCAUUAGAAACACCCUCUACGACCAUAAUCUGGAAAUCGAAGACUGCGACAGCACCACCCAGCUCGAUCAGGGUGAUGUCUACGAUACUCUGGAACGCUGGAGCCAUGGGAUCGGUUCGGUGCCGCAGCUAGUGAACGGAGCCAAUGGCCACCAUCAAUCAGAUCCCGAAGCUGACCACCAACCCGAUCAUCUCGAACACGAUCAGCAUGCCCAUCAAUCAUUGCCAGUAGAAUCCAAGUCUCAUCAUCAUCAGGCCACCAAUGCGCGCAGAUUCAUAACGCGCACCACGCGCUCCGCCAGUCGCCAGAGUUCCGCCGGACACUCUCCGCCCCCGCCGCUGCAUCGCAGUGACGACUCCUCCAGCAGUUCACCCUCACCCACCCGAAGACGGAAUAAGGCAGGUGGCGCCGCCACUGUCACUGAUCCACCAUCCUCGUCGGCGAACGGGAAUAGCUCCGCUUAUGAGACGGCAGCCACCACUGUGAUGACCCAUGACCAGCAGCGACAUCCUCCAGUUGAAGUUCCUAAGGCUCUGACCAACGAGCCCCAGCAACCCGAAGCCAUCAUCCUAGGAUCCUGCCCCACUGCAUCUGCCAACUCAGCAGCCAGCCAAAGUCGUGGAAAAGCUGGCAAAUGCAGUAUUAAUUGCACCUACAGCCACACCAGCAACAACAAUUGCAACGCGAGGCAACGCAACAGCAACAACAUCAUCAGCAGCAGCAGCAGCAACAACAAUACUAAACAGCAACACGCCACCACGCCCAUGCCGCCCCUAGCUAAUGCCAACAAAGCGCCGUUAAUUGUGCUUAAGACAGCGACAUCUGCAGCAGCAACAUCCAUUGCAACAGCAGCAGCAACAUCCAACGGCACGGCAGCAACAUCUGCUGCUGGCUCGCCCAUUAAGCGUCGCAAGAAUCCCCUGUCGCCGCUGCUCCUUGGCAGCCAGUGCCAGUCCACCAUUGCUCCACCGCAGGCCAUUGCCAGCCCGCUCCUUAGCGGCGGCAGCUGCUCCUCCUCGACCACCUCGCCCCAAUCCUCGCCAGCGGUUCGCACUACCAAGGCGAGCCGUCUGCGCGCCGCCGCGCUUGAUAAGAAGAAGGAAGAGGAGCAGCGCCAGAGAUACAGUUCGCCCGUAUCCCCGAGAAACUCCAGCAACGGAGGAGCCCUGACCCAUCGUCGUCUUAGCAACUCAGAACUAUCGCCCAAGUCACCAGGUGCCAGUGGAUUCAACUCAGAGCCAGCACCUUCAGCAACUACUGGUAGAAUCCCUUCGCGGUCUACAUCCCAGCCAGUGGACACACCACCCACACAGAGACGCCAGCCCUUGGUGGCCGUGAGUUCGGGAGUCUCCAUGAAGCAGAACCUCAGCGAACUGCACUUCACGGGCGGAGCCGUAAGUCCGCCCAAGGCUAAUGUGGAAUGCACUCUCAGGAUGCGACCACGUAGCUCCACGCUGAGUACGGAGAACACGGAGAAUGGCCGACGUGACCACUUGGCUAAUCUGCAAUUGAGUCCAGUGCAGAAGCACAAGAGAACGCCCGAGGUAUCACCACGUCGUAUGGGAGAUCGCGACAAGUCGGCCAAACGGAAAUCGAAUCUGAACCGUUCAUUGACCGAGGAAGCCACCAAGGAUGGCGAUGAGGUUGCCUCUUCAACUCGCCGACGCCGACGUCGUGAACUGGGAAUGGCUCGUCCUCUGGUUCCGGGGGAUGAUGAAGCUCUAAGGGAUUUGCUGCACACACCCCAAAAGAGUUCCUGCAGCGAAUCCACCACCUCAAUCUCAGAGCCCUAUCGUCAGUUUAUACCAGCCGUACGCCAUCCGGAGGUUCCAGUGCGCACCAUGACCGCUGUGCUGCCAGCUCCACGACCUAUACAUGCCCCAGUGGCCCGGAGUGUCAGCCAGAAGUUUAAUGAACGGACCAAGACUGAUCUCGCAGAGAUCAAGAAGAUUGCCGAGCAAUCUGAGGCGCUGCAACAACAGCCAGCGGUGGAUAACAGCCAGAAAAUGUCGGCCAUAAUGCGCAGGAAGAGCACGGAUGAGGGUGGAGCAGCUGGGGGACUGCCAAAUCAGAAUUCACCACCUGCCCCCAAUCAAAUUGUAUCCAUACUGAAGAAGAAGGAGCAUGGCCUGGGCGAAUGCAAUUCCAGUGCCUCAAGCAAUCCUUCGCCGGUGACCUUCUCCUCGAGUGUGGUGGAUCAUCCGUUGGCCGGAGCUAGCCGAUGCAAGCGGCAGGGAAUACUGAAGAAGCGAUCGAGCCUGGAUGAAUCCCGCUACUACUCCCGAUCCCAUUCCCCUGAUGAGCGGAGCAUUCUUAUUAAGUCAGCCAGAAGGAAUUCGCUGGAGGAAGCGGGCACUGGAUUGAGUCCAGCUCAGGCUCAUGGAAUCCUCAAGCAGAGCAGCUACGACAGCAGCAAGAGUGAUGGUUGCCCAUCGGCCACGGAGAGCCAGCCACAUAGUAUCCUGAAGAAAAAGGACUCGCUAUCCACACCCUCGGAUGGAGGAUGCCACAAGCAUGUUUCCAUUUCCCAAGCUGUUACCUUGGCUGCCGCUGAACUGGCCGCCCAUGAUGGAAUUACUUAUGAGGAUGGUGAAGAGCAUGAGAUUCGUCCCAUCCUGAAGCAGGAGAGCACCUCCAGCGAGGAAGCAGUGCGUCCGCCCAAGCCCAUACUCAAAAAGAAAUCCUUUGGCGAAGCGGAUGAGCAUGAGAUACGUCCCAUACUGAAGAGCUCUCGUAAGAGCAGUCGCGAGGAGUUCGAUUUGAGUGGUCUAGAAACGGAGGUCAAUGAUUCUCUGUCCUCAAUCCUAAAGACAGACUCGCCAUCGAAGCGUCGGUCCCUGGGUUCCGCUUCGCAAGAUUUGGAGGACUCCAACACGUCUCCCAGCCUGCUGAAGAGGCGUACCCGAUCUCUGGAACGUCAGGAUGUCCAGCCUGGUAUGGAUUUGGCAGCGGCACUGGAUGCCAUUGCCACCUCCCAGGCUGCCCCCAGUACUCCUGUGGAUUUUGUGACCACUCCAUCGAGCAUUUCGGUGGCAGAGCGGAUUAAGCGCAUGGAGAUGCUGUCCACGCCCACUUCCCGUGCGGCUGGUGGCCCAAACAGCAGUUGGGAGUCACCGCUGCAGGCAUCCACUUCGGAGCACGCAGGUCCCUCCACCCCAAGGGUACUCAAGCCCAGUGUCCUGCGCAGGGAUUUGCAGAGGGAGCGGUACAAGACCCAACCUGUGACCAACGAGGAGAUGAGCUUCUUCAAAGCCAACUCCGCGCCCUUCGACAUCUCGGCCUCGUCGGCCUUCAAGCCCACCAAACCGCUGGACAUUCGCUUGACCCACGCACCGCAGCCUCCUCUGAUUUCCCCAAUUACAGGACAACCACUAAGCCACGUGCCUGCCCCACUGCUGCUAUCCUCGUCGACGAACUCAGGAGCGGGAACCUCCUUCCGCCUGGCCCGCAGCUCCACCCAACCACUACAAUCGCCCCGAGUUGUCCACCUAGCCAGUCAGGCUACUGGUAGUGGUCCAUCCUCAUCACCGCAAUCCUCGCUGUUGGCACGACAAAAUUCGGCCAACGACAGCGUCAAUCUCAGUGAGCAGCUAACCCUAUCCAUCGGCACGGACAGUGAGCACAUCUUCGAGAUGUCCGCCUUGGAAGAGGAUUCGGCCAUCCAGUCGCUGAGCGAUGAGACAGCCGCUUCCGCAUCUGCAAACACAACCUCAACCACCGCCGCAUCCACCACAACACCACCAAGUGGCCUGACGCGGAGCAACAGCGUUCGAGCCAGGGCCAGUAUGUUCCAGCAAUUGCAGGAGCAGUCGCGCAAUCAACGGGCCACGGGAGCAUCCCGUCAAUCUCCACCUGCGUCGGCGGAAGUGUCCUCAAAUGCGGCCGACAACUCCAUGCAAAGCGAUGAGCUGUCCACGCCAAAUGCCACCACAGAUGCGGAAUUUGGAAAGCCCACCAACGAACCCCUUAAGAGCAUUCUUAAGAGCGGAAAACCUAUGCUGGGCAUAGGACGCGGCCUAAUGCCGGUGGAUCUCAAUGCCGAGCUGAAGAACCGCCUCAAACGCUCCACUCAUGCCACAGUUUCCAAUCUCCGUAAGUCUGCUACCACGGCAGAUGCCACUCGAGGAGGAGCUAGUGAUGAGACGGAGAAUCCGCAAAGGAAUUUAGCUCAGAUACUGAGGAAUGUGUCCAAGGAGAACACCACACCUAGGCAUGAUGAUGCCGUAAGUCUGGUGAGGAAUCUCUCCUCCUUGGGACAACCUCGACCGGUGAUCAGUCAAGAUGCAGCCGGGAAUUGUGCCUCGGCAUCGGAGGGCGAGAGUUCGGGGGGUCGCGAGAUCGAGGCUAUUAUCAAAAAUAGCGCUGUGGCCAGACGUCGCCGGCAGCAGCAACAGCAACAGCAGUCGCAGCAGCAGCAGCAGCAGCCACAUCAGCCAGAUGGCAAUAGCAGCAAUCUCGUUGCGAAAAGCAAAAGUCACUCGGGCAUCUCAGCACCCAUCGGCCUUGGCCCCCAGCUACCACCCCUACCCCUUGGCGGCGGCUUCGUGAAGUUGCGUCAUGUAGCCAAGGAGGAGGAGACCAGCAGCAGCAGCACAUCCUCCACUAAGGAAUCGCCUGAUAAGCAGAAGGAGUCCGCUCAGGAGCAGGAAGAAGCUUCGGGAGACUCAUCGAACCCAACGGCUCUGCCACAGUUUCUUCAAGGCGUCCAACGAUCAUCCACAGAGGUCAUGGGCCCCGAUCAGCGGUCUUUGGUGAUCGCGAAGACCGGCUCCAUCGCGGAGCGUUUGGCGGCGCUGCACAAGAGUGGCGAGGACGACUGGAAGAAGCGCAUCUCGAAGCGCGACGAAGUCGACGAUGUGCACCGCGAAAACUUCGUAAACGAAUCGCUAUCUUUGGCCCACUCGCUGUCGGACAAGCCACUGCCCCCCUCGCCUCUGAUACCCACCAGCUUGGAGGGCGGCAAGGUCUCUGAUCGCUUGAGCAAACUCAAGUGCAACUCGGAGAACUGGAAGCAGCGCAUCGAGCAAACCGAUGCCAAGAAGUUCACAGUCGCUGGCCGACUGCAAAAGAAGGCCCAAUCCCCCGUCGAGCUUCAGUUUGAACGUUCUGCCAACGAUGCGGCCAAGAAGUGUCCCAUGCUGGAGGUGCGCAGCGCCUAUCAGCCGCAACUGGGCCUGGCCAAGAGCCCCUCCAUGAUGGUCACCUCUACUACUAAUAGUAGUGCCACCAACAAGACCGCCCUCCGGAGUCUGAGUGUGAAUCCCGAGGAGGAGGCGCCCACCAGCCUGAGUCGCUCGAACAGCAGCAGCUCCGAAUCCGAUGGAGAACGCACUUCCCCUCAGAAUGCCAAGCAGAACAAAGAACUGGCUAAUACCAAGAGUGCUGCAGCUCCCACUAAUGUGGGCGCCAGGAUUCAAGUUCCCCGUCUGGAUGACAAGGAGACCUUCGAGAACUUCUUCGCCUCCAAGCCGAAAAAGGAGGAAAACGUAGAGCUGGAAAUCAGCGCCUUCGAUGACAUCAAGCCUACUGAGCGUUUGGUGAGCAAGCGCCACGUGCAAGGUCCCAAGGGACGGCGGGCCGCACGCAAUCCUCUCAAGAGUUUGGCCGCUCGUGCAGACAUUAGUUCCGAGUACACGGAAAUGAGGACAGGCAUAGCUGAACGGGAACUGCGGCGCCUCAAGCUGGAGUCAUAUGGUCAUAAUGCCAACCUUGCUGCAGAGGCCAUAGCCGGAUUAGCCUCCAUUGAGGACUUCAAGUCGGUAGCCCUGCGCUCCUCGUCGAUACCCCUGCAGCAGAUGUGGCUGCCUCACAAGCCUGUGAUGUUGCUCCAUGUCAAGGGACGCACACAUGUCCAAACCCGAUUGGUGGAACCCGUACACACCUCCCUGAAUCGGGGCGACUGCUUCAUCCUCGUCGCCGGGUCACAGCUUUUCCGUUAUGUUGGAUCAUUUGCCAAUGUAAUUGAGAUCUCUCGCAGCAAGAAGAUCUGCGCUGCCAUCGUAGAGAACAAAGAUCUCGGGUGCACAGCCAGCCAGGAGGUGAUCCUGACGGACGGCAAGUACUUGAAGGAGCGGCAGUGGCGCCAGUUCUGGCAGAUUUUGGGCAAAAAGGAGGAUGACCAGUCGGAAAUAGCCGAGUGUGGCCACGCGGACGAGGACGAUGUGUUCGAGAGCAGUCUGAUCGAAACCAACAAGAUCUACGAGUACCAGGAUGAGGCCCUCAUACCGAUGGAGAAGUUCUGGGGCUGCAUUCCUAAGGUAGACAUGUUGGACACGCGUAAGGUUUUGGUCUUUGACUUUGGCAGUGAGUUGUACGUGUGGAACGGCAAGAAUGCCCCAUCAGAUGCCAAGAGGGCCGCCAUGAGACUGGCCCAGGAACACUUUGGUGCUGAAGAUUCGGCCGAUUAUGCCGAAUGCUAUUUGAAUCCUUUGAACUACUCCUCCAUAGUGGGUCGCCGGGAGAAUGCCAAGUAUGCGAAGAGGACGGCUAAACGUCCCGAUUGGUGCGUUCUGGGCAAGAUCACCCAGAAUAUGGAGACGGUGCUGUUCAAGGAAAAGUUUAGCGACUGGCCAGAGCUGGAACGCGAGGAUCUGGAGAAGGAUUAUCUGUCGAAUGGCGUUCAUGUGGUGCGCGCCCUGAACGGAACCGCUUUGCACAAGGGAGAACCCUACCAGGAACCAAAUCUGGUGCUUGAACAGUCCAAUCUGGGUCGUGGCAAUUUCUACUAUGAUACGGAUACCAUGCGCCACUUCGAUGUGAUUACCAAGUCUACGGACAAGUGGCAGAUCCACGAGUUCAACUUUGAUGCGGCCAAUAACCGCGAGGACUACGGCCACUUCUACUCGGCUGAAAGCUACAUAGUGCGAUGGAUCUACCAGAUCUCGGUCACGGUGCGCGAGCUGAGUGGCAAGGUGUCAAACAGGAGCACAGUGGGGCGAGACAGGUGUGUGUAUUUCACCUGGCAGGGUCAGGAUUCCAGUGCCAACGAGAAGGGAGCAGCUGCACUGCUGACCGUGGAGCUGGACAAGGAGAAGGGCGCUCAAAUGAGGGUUUCCCAGGGUGAUGAGUGCACAGCCUUCGUCCGACUGUUCCGGCAAAUGUGGCAGCAUCGUGGACGCAAGGAGCAGUGCCUGGAGAGACGCAGCCAGUGGAGACUCUACCAACUGCAGGGAAACGUCAACGAGGAAACCCUCAUUAAGGAAGUGGACUGCCAGUCCAGUCAGUUGCGUUCCCGUGCCUCGAUGCUGUUGAUCCAUGGCAGCCAGGGAAAUGUGAUUGUCUGGCAUGGAUCGAAGAGUGCUCCUCACACGCGAGCUGUGGCCUUAGAGGCCGCUCAGGAUCUGAUCAAACAGGUGCCCAAGGAUCUCUUCAGCAGCGAAACUGCCACAUUAACUGAAACAGAGGAGGGUUCCGAGGAUGAGCAAUGCAAGAAAGCCUUGGGAUUAAAGGAGUCAAGGGAGGAUUACGGAAGCCUGCUAAAGGCCACCAAAUCGUUUGACUACCAAAUAAGGAUCUUCAACUUCUCCAGCACCCAGGGUGUUUUCAAAGCUCUGGAACUGAGCGAUCCCCUGCGCUGCCAGGAUCUGCGCAGUCCCUAUCCCUUCAGCCAGGCUCAGCUGUACAAUGCAAGACAGCCGACGAUCUUUUUGCUUGACGACGGCGAUGAGCUGUGGCUCUGGAUGGGAUGGUGGCCCCUGGAGGAUGUGAAGAUUAACACCGAUGAGCGAAGCAGUCCCACCAACGACAAUCGGGCUGGAGUAAAUCGCUGGAUCUCAGAGAGACGCGCUGCCCUCGAGACAGCCGUCGACUAUUGGCGUGCCAAGCACGGCGAGAACGAAAAGGAGCCCUUCCAUGGCAUCAAGGGCCAAGUGGUGUGGGCAGGCCUAGAGCCCCUGGCCUUCAAGGCACUAUUUCCCGACUGGACAGAACGUCCGGAUGUGAGGGAAAUCAAUGAAGAGGAUGGACGAACUGAUGUUUCCAUAACCAUCGGCACAAUGCUGGCACAAAUGACACAGACCGAGUAUCCGUUGGAGGUCCUGAAAGCACGUCCCUUGCCCGAAGGAGUGGAGCCUACCCGCCUGGAGGUCUACCUGAAUGCAGAGGACUUCCGGGCGGCUCUCGGCUGUAGUCGGGCGGAAUUCGAGCAGCUGCCAAUCUGGAAACAGACCAAGCUGAAGAAGGAGCGAGGGCUGUUCUAGGAGAGAGGCACAAUGCAAACUUAUAGACUUGAACACAAUCACAAAACACAAACCAAUCACUUUUCUAAGCACUUUUUGUAGGCGGCGAUGCUUUUGCAACGAACACAGACCGAUCUGAACUAUCGUAUUCUAUAGGCCUAUAUAGUAUAGCAUAUACACACGUGCGCAUAUCCCUAUGUACUCUCUAUUUACACAUAUUACAUAGCCUUUAUAUAUGUAACGACUAUUAUACAAGUGCACGAUGCAAGGCAAUAAAUUUCAACUCGCUUCAUUCGAUAGCUGUUCGCGGUUUGAAGUUCUUCGA
Messenger RNA from Drosophila eugracilis, 14714 nucleotides. It is a transcript of the gene Svil, whose product is annotated as supervillin. Gene Ontology annotation, cellular component: cytoplasm; actin cytoskeleton. Bases 827 to 14410 code for a protein of 4527 amino acids. Gene Ontology annotation, molecular function: actin filament binding; phosphatidylinositol-4,5-bisphosphate binding. The record is from RefSeq and is a predicted model, not a curated record. Lineage: Eukaryota; Metazoa; Arthropoda; Insecta; Diptera; Drosophilidae. Gene Ontology annotation, biological process: barbed-end actin filament capping; actin filament severing; actin polymerization or depolymerization. The transcript has 19 exons.